UCUCAAUCAAGUAGCACUCGGGGCAUGAGCUGUGGAGGCGUUCGAAGGCUUUAUGAUAUCCUGGGUCACAAAAAAGUCAUCAAGGGUAGUUUGAAAACGAGCUAGUGAGAGGGCUUGACCGACGGAGCUAAACACUUCUUCUUCUAUCACUAUUGUAGGUGAUAAACAACUUUAAAAACCUGGUGAAAAAAAAUCCAGCGUUCUAAACUUGAUGUGCUUUUCUUGAGACUUUUGGCUGACAUGGGUAAUGGAAUGAAUAAGGUCCUGCCUGAUCUGUAUCUCGGAAAUAUCAAAGAUGCACGAGACAGGGAGCUGUUGGCGCAGCACAACAUCACCCACAUCUUGUCCAUCCAUGACACAGCUGCACCCUUCCUGGAGGACAUGACGUACCUGUGUAUAUCUGCUGCUGACCGCUCUAAGCAAAACCUGAUUCAGUACUUCAGAGACAGCAUCAUGUUCAUCCACGAGUCCCGACUGAGAGGAGAAGGCUGCCUUGUUCACUGUGUGGCAGGAGUGUCCCGCAGUGUGACUCUGGUAGUGGCUUACAUCAUGACGGUGACAGGGCGUGGCUGGGUGGAGUCCUUGGCGGGGGUGAGGGCGGCUCGGCCGUGUGCGGGGCCCAACCUGGGCUUCCUCCGGCAGCUGGAGGAGUUUGAAAACACAGAGCUGACAGAAUACCGGGACUGGUGGAAGGACCGAUAUGGGAAGAACUCAUUCAACGACGAUGAGGAGAUGGAAACCCUUUUAACUCAGAAAUCUAGCAGCAACAGCAGCAAUACCAUAACAACAAGUAUCACUACUACACUGGGCACAAGUGGCACCUGAAAAAAUGUCUUCUGACAGUUUUGUCUUUCCUGAACUCAAGCAGCUGAGGGACUGGUGGACUUCUGCUUGGAAGUCCACCACAGUUUUUUUUUUUUUUUUUUUUUACAAUCACUAAUAUCCUUUUGUCCAGUCUGUAGUCACAUUUUCAAAAUUCUAAACACUUUAGGACAACAUCGGUCUGUUGUGGACCAUACCAUUAACACAAUUCAUGUUGUUUUCACAGAAUAUGCGGGCAAUUAACACGUUUCGAAAAUGCUUAAAUUUUAUUUACAUACCAGCUUACCCAAUACCAAAAUUAUGGAUCUUUCUUGUUUUAUUUUGCUUGCACACAGCAUGCCAGAAAUUAAAACCUAAUGCUCAAAACCUUAACUAUAGUAUAAAGCUACUACUUCUGCAACAACAACAGCUCAACAGUUAUAUUGAAACAGCUGAUGAGCAUUUUGAAUGAACAGAACAUUGAAACAUUGAGAAAUAUCUGAUUUACUAUAAGUUGUGUAAAAUAGACUGCCAAAGGUGGAUAAGGUAUGCUAAGUGUUUCUAUCCAAGGUGCAUAGCGAGAGAUGACAUACAGUAAGAUGUGAAUAUGGAUGAGAACAUGACCAAAUGCUGAAGAUCGUAUGGAUUGGAACAGGACUGUGCAUUUUUGUGUUUUUUUCCCCUUCUCUUUUUUUUUUUUUUUUUUACUGUAUUUGUGUAUUUUAUUUUUACACAUUUGGAACCAAAGGCCAUAAAUGUUGGAUUUUUUGUUGAUCACUGGCAGAUCAUUAUGUCACUAUUUUUUUUCUACUGUACAUUCUAUAAAGUAAAGAUAAAUUAAUGUAACUCAUUCUGCUUUCUAGUAAAAGGAAACUGAAUUAUAAAAACAAUGGGUUUCAUAUUGUCUAUUGUAUGCAGGUGGAUUUGAAACAUGUAAAUGAAUGCCGUUUAUGUAAUGAAAUCAACUGUUAGUAUUUUGAAA
Molecule: messenger RNA, 1783 nt
Organism: Sebastes umbrosus (honeycomb rockfish)
Lineage: Eukaryota; Metazoa; Chordata; Actinopteri; Perciformes; Sebastidae
Product: dual specificity protein phosphatase 22-B-like
Exons: 7
Coding region: 241-825 (194 amino acids)
Biological process (GO): protein dephosphorylation; positive regulation of JNK cascade; transforming growth factor beta receptor signaling pathway
Cellular component (GO): cytosol
Molecular function (GO): protein tyrosine/serine/threonine phosphatase activity
Source: RefSeq, a predicted model, not a curated record